UUCCAUACCUGUAUCAUUUGUCAUGAUAACAUGGAUUGCUGAUAGUAGAGUUUGUUUACAUGUGAUCCUUCAUUAGUCAAUGCUAUUGAUAUAGCUUUUGCAUUCAUUAUUGUAUACGUUUUAUUUUUGCAUAUAUGUGAAACCCUGCAUAUGGAUAAAACAGAUAAAUGUGAUAACAGCAACACCAUGCACCGUCCAGUCAGAAGAUUGUGUGUAAUGUUCAACCACCUGAGGGUGGCUGUACCUUACAGUACGACGUCACAGAUGGUUGACGAGGUCAUUCUACAGAGGAUUCAGGACUGUGGGGUGAUAACUCUCAACAGACCCAAGUCUCUGAAUGCCUUGAAUCUGAGCAUGAUCAGAAAAAUUAUGCCCCAGAUGACGGAAUGGGAGAAGGACCCAGCAAUGAACCUUGUCAUCAUUAAGGGGACAGGAGGCAAAGCAUUUUGUGCUGGGGGGGAUAUCAUUGCUGUCACAGAAGCUGGAAAACUUGGUGGUGACUUGGCCAAAGAUUUCUUCAGAGAAGAGUAUAUUCUCAACAAUAAAAUAGGUACAUACAAGAUCCCGUUUGUAGCAUUUAUUGAUGGAAUUACAAUGGGUGGUGGUGUUGGCCUGUCAGUCCAUGGACAAUACCGCGUGGCAACAGAGAGAACAGUGUUUGCCAUGCCUGAAACCGGAAUAGGCCUGUUUCCGGAUGUAGGUGGCGGGUAUUUUCUGCCACGUCUAGGGGGUAAACUGGGUGUUUUUCUGGCCCUAACGGGAUACCGGUUGAAGGGCAGGGAUGUACAGAAGGCAGGGGUGGCCACACACUUUAUACAGAGCAGCAAGAUGCAGGCUCUGGAGGAGGCCUUAUUGAAGCUGCCAGAUCCAAAGUCUCGUGAUGUUGCUCGCACACUGGACAGAUUUCAGACUGAGAGUACAGACAUACCAGACACUGACUUCUCCCUACGCGACCACAUGGGGGAGAUCAAUAGACUCUUUGAUGGAGACACAGUGGAGCAGAUCUUUGAGAACCUCAGGAAAGAGGGGUCUGAAUGGUCCCUCAAACAGCUGGAAGAACUCAAGAAAAAGUCACCAGUGUCCAUGAAAAUUACCCUGCAACUUUUAUUGGAAGGGCAACACAAGACCUUACAGGAAGAUCUACAGGUGGAGUAUCGACUGAGUCAGCAUUGCAUGGAAGACAAAGACUUCUAUGAGGGAGUGAGGGCAUUGUUGAAAGACAAAGAUAACAAACCAGUCUGGAAUCCAGCCACGUUAGCAGGUGUCACCAGAGAACAUGUGAACUGGUACUUCUCACCACUACCGCCAGACAGAGAAUUGAAGUUGUAAACCUUAGCCAGACUACAUUUUUUAAAUAAUUUUGUAAUAGGAUUUUUUUGUUUAAAUUUUUAUGAAUUAAGUCAUUGUCCAUGUGAUAAGUUGGAUAAGAGAUGUUUGUAAAAUCUUGAUAUUGGUUGUUAUUUUUAUAGAAAUUAAAUAAAUGAACAAGGCAAGGAGACAUUUUGUAAAUUAUAUUUUACUUUAAGCCUUUUAUUUAAAAUAAUUUAAUACAUUUCUUGUUUCAUUUAUUCCAAAACUUGAUUUUCAAUAUUGUAAUUGAAGAACAAAAUUGAGACAUUACUUACGCAUUUGGUAAUUAUAAUAAAGUUCUGAUGUAAAAAUACAGGGUUUAAACUUAUAUCUCUUCCCUUGCUAUCAACCAUUGUGCCAGUAUUAAGCAAGUAAAGCAUUCACUUUAAAGGGUUAAUUACAAAAGUUAAGGAUAAAAGCCAUAUGUCAGAUUGAUGAA
Molecule: messenger RNA, 1789 nt
Organism: Dreissena polymorpha
Lineage: Eukaryota; Metazoa; Mollusca; Bivalvia; Myida; Dreissenidae
Product: 3-hydroxyisobutyryl-CoA hydrolase, mitochondrial-like
Exons: 12
Coding region: 151-1329 (392 amino acids)
Biological process (GO): L-valine catabolic process
Cellular component (GO): mitochondrion
Molecular function (GO): 3-hydroxyisobutyryl-CoA hydrolase activity
Source: RefSeq, a predicted model, not a curated record